AUACUAACAAUUAUGUGCUCAUGAUCAAAGUAGUCGUCCUUUGCUCCGAUUCUCUAACUAAAUGUUUCAUUGAUACAAUUUAAAACUGGCUUGUCUAUAAGUUCUACUAAUAAUGCCUUUCUUUACUUCUCAUCUUUCCCAGUUAUACUUUGAAUCCUGCAAGGCAAAACAUGGGGUUUUCACCACUGUGCCUCUCUCAAUCUCUCUCUUUCAUUCUGUUUCUCUUCCAUUUCCAUUCAACAAUUUCAUCUCCACUCUCCUCAAAUUACCAAUCUCUUUCUCUCCUUCAAUUCAAACAAUCCUUCUCCAUUAGUAGAUCUGCUUCAUCGGAGUACUAUUGUCAAUAUCCCUUUCCAAAAACAGAGUCAUGGAAAGAGGGUACAGACUGCUGCUUGUGGGAUGGGGUCUCUUGUGACCUGAAAACCGGGCAUGUCACUGCACUGGACCUCUCUUGCAGCAUGCUUUACGGCACCCUCCUUCCCAAUAAUUCUCUCUUCUCUCUCCAUCAUCUUCAACAGCUCGACCUCUCUUUCAAUGAUUUCAACUCCUCCCAUAUUUCUUCUCGAUUUGGCCAGUUCUCCAAUCUAACACAUCUUAACCUAAGUUCUUCAGAUCUUGCAGGCCAAGUUCCAUUAGAAGUCUCUCACCUCUCCAAAUUGGUUUCACUUGAUCUCUCUUGGAACUACGAUCUAAGUCUAGAACCAAUUUGUUUUGACAAGCUUGUUCGAAACCUAACCAAGCUUAGAGAACUCGAUUUGAGUUCCGUAGACAUGUCUCUGGUUGUACCCAGUUCCUUGAUGAAUCUGUCCUCUUCUCUGUCAUCACUCAAACUCAAUGACUGUAGAUUGCAAGGAAAACUCCCAUCCUCAAUGGGGAAAUUUAAGCACCUGCAGUACUUGGAUCUUGGAGAGAACAAUCUUACUGGUCCAAUUCCAUAUGAUUUUGAGCAACUCAGUGAGUUGGUUUCCCUUCAUCUCUCUUCCAACAAUUAUCUAAGUCUAGAACCAAUUUCUUUUGACAAGAUUGUUCAAAACCUAACCAAGCUAAGAGAUCUCGCUCUGGGUUCUGUAAAUAUGUCUUUGGUUGCACCUAAUUCCUUGACGAAUCUGUCCUCUUCUUUGUCAUCUCUUUCCCUUUGGGGUUGUGGAUUGCAGGGGAAAUUCCCGGGUAACAUCUUUCUCCUCCCAAACCUUGAAUCACUGGAUCUGUCAGACAACAAGGGCCUCACUGGCUCUUUUCCUUCGUCCAAUUUGAGUAAUGUUCUCUCUCGGUUGGGUCUUUCUAAUACCAGAAUUUCAGUUUAUUUAGAAAACGACUUAAUCAGUAAUCUAAAGUCAUUAGAAUAUAUGUAUCUUAGUAAUAGUAAUAUUAUAAGGUCAGAUUUAGCCCCGCUUGGUAAUCUUACACAUCUCAUUUAUUUAGACCUCUCAGUUAAUAAUUUAAGCGGUGAGAUCCCAUCGUCACUUGGAAACCUUGUACACCUCCAUUCCUUGCUUCUCGGUUCUAAUAAUUUUGUGGGUCAAGUUCCAGAUUCUUUGGAUAGCCUUGUCAAUCUUUUAUAUUUGGAUUUAUCAAAUAAUCAAUUAAUAGGCUCUAUCCAUUCUCAAUUAAAUACCCUUUCAAAUCUACGAUCUCUAUAUUUAUCCAAUAACUUGUUCAAUGGAACAAUACCAUCCUUUUUGUUAGCUCUUCCUUCUUUACAGCAUCUUGAUCUUCAUAACAAUAAUCUCAUAGGCAAUAUAAGUGAACUCCAACACUAUUCAUUGGUAUCCCUUGAUUUGAGCAAUAACCACUUGCACGGUACAAUCCCAAGUUCGGUUUUCAAACAACAGAACUUGGAAGUCCUUAUUCUUGCGUCCAAUAGUGGAUUGACAGGUGAGAUUUCUUCUUUUAUUUGCAAGCUGAGAUUCCUUCGGGUCCUGGACUUGUCCAACAGCAGCUUUAGUGGUUCUAUGCCACUAUGUUUGGGGAACUUCACCAACAUGCUCUCGGUAUUGCAUCUAGGCAUGAACAAUCUUCAAGGCACCAUCCCUUCAACAUUUUCAAAGGAUAAUAGCUUGGAAUAUCUCAACCUCAAUGGAAAUGAAUUAGAAGGCAAAAUAUCACCGUCUAUCAUCAACUGCACAAUGUUGGAAGUUCUUGAUCUUGGCAACAAUAAGAUUGAGGAUACAUUUCCCUGCUUUCUAGAAACGCUUCCACGGCUGCAAAUUCUUGUCCUAAAAUCCAAUAAACUCCAAGGCUUUGUGAAGGGUCCGACUGCAUAUAAUUCCUUCUCUAAAUUACGGAUUCUUGACAUCUCUGACAACAAUUUUAGUGGGCCAUUGCCAACUGAAUAUUUCAAUAGUCUUGAAGCAAUGAUGGCCUCGGAUCAAAACAUGAUUUACAUGAGAGCAAGAAAUUACUCUAGCUAUGUCUAUUCCAUAGAAAUAACAUGGAAAGGUGUAGAAAUUGAGCUUCUCAAGAUACAAAGUACCAUCAGAGUACUUGAUUUGUCAAAUAACAAUUUCACGGGAGAAAUUCCAAAGGUGAUCGGAAAGCUUAAAGCACUCCAACAACUCAACCUCUCUCAUAAUUCCCUUACAGGUCAUAUCCAAUCAUCAUUGGGAAUUUUGGCCAAUUUGGAAUCAUUAGAUCUAUCUUCAAAUUUGCUUACCGGAAGGAUUCCAAUGCAGCUGGAGGGUCUAACAUUUCUUGCAAUCCUAAACCUUUCACAUAACCAACUCGAGGGGCCAAUACCAAGUGGAGAGCAAUUCAACACCUUUAAUGCAAGCUCAUUUGAAGGAAACUUGGGUUUAUGUGGAUUUCAAGUACUAAAAGAAUGCUACGGUGAUGAGGCACCAUCAUUGCCGCCAUCAUUGCCGCCAUCAAGCUUUAAUGAAGGAGAUGAUUCAACAUUGUUUGGAGAUGGAUGUGGAUGGAAAGCUGUGACAAUGGGGUAUGGAUGUGGGUUUGUGUUUGGAGUUGCAACGGGAUACUUUGUGUUUAGAACAAAAAAAUAUUUAUGGUUUCUUAGGAUGGUUGAAGAUAAAUGGAAUCUCGAGGUUAAUUGGGCAUUACUUCUAUGAAAAAGAAUCCAUGUAUGUAACAGGUUUGUGUUAACUAUAAAAUCAUUUAUGUUUUGGGACC
Molecule: messenger RNA, 3126 nt
Organism: Populus nigra (black poplar)
Lineage: Eukaryota; Viridiplantae; Streptophyta; Magnoliopsida; Malpighiales; Salicaceae
Product: receptor-like protein 9DC3
Exons: 1
Coding region: 171-3065 (964 amino acids)
Molecular function (GO): protein binding
Source: RefSeq, a predicted model, not a curated record